AUGCUCCGAAUUUAUCUGGAUAUUUUGGGCUUGCUUUUUGCUUCACUUGGUGGUUUGAUUUUUGUAUUCUACCCUCCCCGCCCGUUCUACGAUGAUAAAACAGUUGAUGGCUACAGCUUAACUGCCUUCGGCUCCAAAACCUCGUACAAGAACCACGGUCUCAAAUCAGCACACCCUUCCUUGCUCUCUGGUAAACGUUUGGUCCACAUAAAUGCGCUCUUCCGUCAUGGCACGCGGUCCCCCGACAUGGAUUUUAUGACAAAAAUGGCAGCGCUGCGUACUAGACUUCAGCAAUAUUUACCGAACUUAGACUUUCCACUGGAAUCUGGUGGCAACGCGAGCAAAGUUUUGUUGCCGUCCGGAGUUGAGGAACUGGCUCAACUCGGUAUCCGCUUUCGGAACAUUGUCCCUGAUAGCUUUCGCCUUGCUUCCGGCGCACUUGUUGUUUCAAGCCAAACCGAACGAACUCUUAAAAGUGCCCGUGCUUUCAUUUCGAAGUUUUUCGACGAAGAAGUACCAAUUACGGAGGAUUCGGAAAGACUGCGGUUCUUCGCCUACUGCACUAAUUACAUUGAAGGUAUUCGGAAGAACAAGACCGUGAGGUCGGAGUACUACAAGUUCAGAGACGGGGCUGCCAUGAACCGAGUGCUGGCCGAGGUGAUCAAUGACCUCUCAGACAUCCACAAAAUGGCCGGUCAUGAGGUCGCCGCCAUGAAACCUCAGUCACCGCUUCCGGGUUGGGUGCGACUGUUUCGACCGGGACAUCUUUAUGUCCUCGAAUACCUCUCUGAUCUCAAACAAUACUGGACAAAGGCGAAUCCCUUCCCCAUCAACUACGAACAGGUCUGCCCUCUGUGGGGCGCCAUAAUGGAGGACUUGUUGAAGGCAGCCACGCAUGAUCGAGACCUGCUUGUCGCACAGCAGCACGGAGGUGGUGGUGGUGGUGAUCGUGGGGCUGAAGGUGACAGCAGCGUCAGUCAACCGCAUCGACGCAGUGUCUUCUGGUUCGGUCACGCCGAAACCCUCCUCCCCCUUGUCAUCAAACUGGGUCUCUUCAACGAGUCUGUGGCCACGGAGUCUGGGGGCGGCGAACACCUCAUGGCCUCCGGGUUCGAGUCCCGUCUUCGGAGGCUUCGCCUGGAGGAUUUGCCGGUGCACAACUUGUUCCGAUCGUCCCACAUCAUUCCCUUUGCUGGCAACAUAGCCUUUCUUCUAUUCCACUGCCCUGAGGCUGGAGAAGAACCCUCUCUCGAUCACUACUGCGUUGAGGUGCGUUUGAAUGAGCAAGUUGUCGAGAUUAUCCCAGAGUUGCGCGACGCUCCGAGGCCACUGCGAUUGCCUCGCCUCCUCGACUUCUUCAAAGCCUGUCUUCCCACGACGUACAACCAGGCGGCUCUGUGCGAUCGCCGGACCCCUUCUUACUCCCCAUAG
Molecule: messenger RNA, 1431 nt
Organism: Mesocestoides corti
Lineage: Eukaryota; Metazoa; Platyhelminthes; Cestoda; Cyclophyllidea; Mesocestoididae
Source: the annotation of a GenBank genome assembly